AAAUACGGAAGUGAAGAAAUAGCCAGUUCAUUUCUUUUACAUACAAAACAUUCUGUCAUAACAGCUAUUGUGAAUUAUUGUCGAGGAAUACGUAACCGAGAAAAUGGUACACAAUCAUGGCAGCUGUUCUAAGAAAAAAUUCACGCACAAGAUCGUCUAAAAGAUACUGUAAAGAAAAGUUUUGUUGCAAAACUGAAAACACAGAGGCCUUUUAUCACUGCGAAGAUUGUGGUACAGACCAGUGCAGUGAAUGUGACGAAACGAUCCAUAAAAUCAGUGUCAAGUUUGAAUUUCACGACAGGAGGAAAUUUGACCCACCUCCGUCUGAAGAAUUGUGCCAAAUAGAUAAAAUUCAGAAUCUGCUCGUUUGUGAAGAGGAAAACUAUGCAGAUUUGAGGUGUGAAGUUUGUGCCUUAAAUUUUUGCUUCAGUUGCUUUGAUGACUAUCACAAAGGCAAUCGAAAAACGCACAGGAAAACCUUCUUUAAAGAAUUCAGGCAAAGAGAGCUACAGAAACAAUUGAACAAUCCUAUAAAACCAUCUAGCCCUUUACAAAGCGACGAUGACAGCCUGACAUAUAUGUCAUGUCCCCAACUUCUUGACCAGGUUAUAGACAUUGAUUUACAAUUGACGGAACAUUCAGAAGCCCAACCAGCUGACACUACCCAGACUGAAAGCAUGAACUCGUUUAGCAGUGCUCAGUCUGACCACAGCCAACACAGUAGCAUUCCUGAUAUUUGUUUGUCAGCAGGGAACGAGAUGUCAAGUCUAGAAGCUCAGCUUGCAGAGAGCAUCAUAGAUCUAAACGAUCCCUAUGAUAAUGUAAAAAGCUUUAUGUUGAUAAAUGACCAAGAAGUUAUACAGAUAGGUGAUGAAGAUGAAUUUAUCAAGAAGCUUGACUGUGACAGCAAUGAACAUGUAAAAGUAGUCUCAAUAUUUGGAAACACAGGUGAUGGAAAAUCAUUUACCCUGAAUCACACGUUCUUUGGUGGAAAAGAAGUCUUCAAGACCUCUUCACAUCAGUCUUCAUGUACCGUAGGAGUUUGGGCAGCAUUUGACCCCAAAGAAAAGGUCAUCGUUAUAGACACAGAGGGCCUGUUGGGAAUUACCUCCAAUCAGAACCAGAGGAUGCGUUUACUGCUGAAGAUUCUAGGAAUAUCUGAUAUCAUCAUCUACCGAACAAGAGCAGAGAGACUACACAAUGAUAUGUACCAGUUUCUAUGCGAGUCAUCUUCAGCUUAUACAAAGCAUUUUUCAGACGAGUUAGAAGCCACUGCUAAACGAUGUAACAAAGGAGUUGGAGAUUUGACUCCAGCAGUGAUCAUUUUCCAGGAGACAGUUAACACUAAUGUUCUUGGUAGCUCAGGUACAGACUCUGCUGAGAAGUUUAUAUGGAACACAUUCCGGCAACUAGAGUGUCCAAUGCACUUUAAGGACCUGACGUAUGUGGGAAUAAGAACUGGUAGACCCCCCACAGACUUCACUCAGUUCCAGAGAACCAUGUCCCAGCAUUUGCAGGAUAAGUCAAAUCGAGCAGCUCGUCGACCAGCUAUUGUCUAUAAGACACUGAAGAACUUGAAUGACAAAUUCAAUGGAGAAGUGGAGAAGCCAUUAUAUGGGACAUUUCCUGACCAGUUGUUUUCUUGCUCCAUGAAAUGCUUGUCCUGUGGAGAGGGUUGUACUCGGAGUAUGAACCACGACACCGACAGCAAGGCCCAUGAAACAGACAAGAGGUGUAAAUAUCAGCAUCAGUUUGAAAACAAAGUCUUCUUGUGUAAGUCCUGUUAUUUGUCUGGUAAAGAGCACGUAGUCAUUCCUAAGACCUCCGAGUCCAGAGACAGUGCGUGGUCAGGACUCAUCAAAUAUGUCUGGGCUGGAGAAGUUCUGGAAUGUCCAAGCUGUGGAGUAAUAUUCCGAAGUCGUCAGAACUGGUAUGGAAACAAAGAAGUUGAGGAAAUCGUCCACACAGAGAUACGCCAUGUGUGGCCGGAUGGCUACAAAAUGUUACAAGGGACCAAUAAUGCUGCUCGCAAAGUCAUUGAUGGGUUCCACUACAUAGCCGACUCAAUUACAAGCGUUGGCUCGAAACCUACAAAGAUGAUCUCAGAUUGGAUGAAUGAUCGCAUCGCUCCAGAAUACUGGGUUCCCAAUUCACAGAUAUCGCAUUGCCACCAGUGUUCAAAAGAGUUGGAGACUGAGCAGAAGCACCACUGCCGAGCCUGCGGUAAAGGCUUCUGUGACGACUGUAGCUCCCACCGUCGCCGGGUCCCAGAGAGAGGCUGGGGCGAAAUGGAAGUACGAGUGUGUGACAAAUGCUACGGGGGAAAGAAAAUGUCAGAUUCAAAUGACAGUACAGGAAGUAAUUCUCAGGUCACAGCUAGAAAGGUCGGUGAGGUUGUGACCUCUGCAAUAAGUGUUGCAGCCUCUACUUUGAAUUACCCAAUAGACAUGAUCAAAGACACUGCCCGGCCAGGGUACUGGACUCCGGAUGAACAGAUCAAGGCCUGUUAUGUCUGCGAAGAGUUGUUUGGUCCGAAGCUUAGAAUUCACCACUGCCGAGCCUGUGGGCAGGGAGUGUGUGAGAGCUGCUCCCCCAACAAGCGGCCAGUGCCACUGAGGGGGUGGGAUUACCCAGUCCGCAUCUGCCGGAAAUGCGUAAAUAAGCCAGAUCGAUUGUAAAUGCUGAUCCAGGUCACACCUAAUGAAUUACAAUGUGGUUUGUUUAUGACUGGUGGUAUGAUGGAAAGGGUGUAUAGAUGAGUUACAUUGACAGUACCAACUGACAAAUGAAUUGUUUGUGCAAGUGUAGGCACUUUCAUUGUGAUAUGUUAAUGGUUUAACAAUCGUUGUUGAAGCGGUUGGUUUAGGGGGAUUUGAAGGUUGACUGUUUAAUGGUUGUUAUUUACUGUAAACCAACUUUUAUUCGCAUGCGAAAAAUUUUUGUGAGGUUUGCGAGAGCGUCCUCAUUACAAAUAUUUCUCACCGCUUACUAGUCCAUGUUUACCAGGACGUAUUUAUUACCAAAGUUGGUGUGGAUAAAACUAGAUUGCAAAAAGUCGUUGCAAAAGAGUUUAUCUCUGAUUAAUCGGGAAAUAAAGUCUUCGCGAAUAAAAAUUGGUUUACAGUGUUGUAAGUUGAAGGAUAACCCUGCAAGUAAACUGUUGUUAUUGAUAUCAAUAUAGAUUGUUCAUAAUGUAACUUAUUGUGUUUGAUAUACUACUGUUAUGUGUACAACUACAGUGCAUUUGGGAACAGUGCUACUCCAGUGCAUAGUGUUUAUGGUUUAAACAGAAAUAGGUAUUGUGUAUGGUGUUGAAAUACUUUCCCUAACAUGUUGGUUCUAGUCAUAUGAUAUGUACAUGUAUUGCAAUGGGGAAGUCAUGAAAGUUGAUUUUUAUAAUCAAUUGCAAUGUCCAGGAGUUGUACAUGUAGUGAUGUGAUUGGAUAUUUUGUUAAUUAGUUAUAAACUAAAAUGUGUAUGGCUGACCAUAUCCCAGGAGUGCAUCAUUGUUUGUUACAGUUUACUUUAAUGAUCGAUACUUCUCUUAUUAUGAAAUGGAUUGGGAUACACCAGGUAUAUAGACACUUGACCUUUACCUGUAAUGCAAAGUAGACUCACAAUUUCAAAGCAUCAUUAAGGAGGUGUAAUGUUUUACAUUUAAAACAUUAUUGAAAGCCAUUUUACCUGAAUUCUUGGAUAAAUGAAUGUAACUGAGCGAGAUUCAAACUGGCAGUCAUUAUACUACUAUAUACAUGUACUAGCUGGCUCUACAUAUGAGCAUGAUCCAUCCAAUCGUUUAGAUAAGUACAUGUACAUAUCACAACUUUUUGACAAUAAAGAAGUCAUAUCAUAUCGGCAUACCAGAAAAAAAGACUGUUUGUUGUAAACUGAAUGGUGCCAUUUAAAAUUUUUGUUCAAUGCUUAUAAUUUCAUGCAUUUUAUGAAGAGCUUCCGUGUCUGUUUUUGUAUUUGAGUUAGGACAGAAGUGGACUUCUGAUAGAUUUUAUAAAUACUGUAACGAGAUAAUAUUAGCUGUAAGAUACAUGCAUUUUUGAGAAGAAACUCACUGCUGCACCACUUUCAUCAUCUUAUGCACAUAGACUCGUAUAAUGGCCAUGCAUAUCAGGGAACAAAACUUGCGUUAAUGGAUUUGAAUAAAAAUUUGAAUAAUAAAAUUCAUUAAUGUUGUCCAAAGGUCGUCUAGAUUUUGAGUUUUAAGGAUAAUUAGGUCAGAUUUAUACCAGAGAUAGGUGAAGUAAGUUAAAGAUUAUUUUUAUUUUUGUUACAAUUUCAAAAAGCAUGGUGAUUAAAAAAAGGAAACUCACUUGAUAUGUUAGAAAUUGCAUAUGAAUGAAUUUGCUAUUCAACUUAGAUUCUUAGUAUGAAUGUAAUUUAUGCCAAAGAAAUUUUAGAAAUUAUGUUUCUCAUGUCAAAAAAUAUUAAAUGUUUACAUGCAUAUUGCAGGAAAUCUGUAGACACUGUCUAUACUCUACUUGAAGUUAAUCAUUUUUAGGGAGGAGGUAUACUUUUGUGAUUCUGCAAAUGUUUUAUUUCCUAUUCAAUUAGAACUGCAAAAAAUUCAUUAUUAUGCCUUUUUAUGAACAAAACACAUCAUUCUACAUUUUUCAGUCAAUCACUUGUUCAUAUUCUACAAGAGUGUCAAUAUCUAAUGUUUCUGCUACUGCGCAUACAGGAUCAUAGACUGAAUUACACAUGUAGGGUUUUUUUGGUAAUUCCAUUUGAUGUAAUCAGAAAAUGAAGUGUUGCAUUAUCCUUAAUAAAUAAAUUGUCUUGAUAUGAUCAGACUAGACAUGUCAACCAACAUACCUAGUAAAUUUUUGUGUGUUACCUUUUCCCCUUGUGAGCCAGUAUUGGUCAGUUAAUAAGGUUUUAUUUUCCUGUGAUAAUGAAGUGCAAUGUUUUAAUUUGUAAGAAAUUUUCAAAAUAUAAUUUGGUUGUAUUCAUUCCAAUUUAAAAAUAAAAUUGUUCAAAGCUCUGA
Magallana angulata is the source of this 4999-nucleotide messenger RNA. RefSeq names its product zinc finger FYVE domain-containing protein 1-like. The transcript is spliced from 11 exons. NCBI's taxonomy places the organism in Eukaryota, Metazoa, Mollusca, Bivalvia, Ostreida, Ostreidae. Gene Ontology annotation, molecular function: GTPase activity; GTP binding; zinc ion binding. The coding region runs from base 117 to 2678 and encodes 853 amino acids. The record is from RefSeq and is a predicted model, not a curated record.